Molecule: messenger RNA, 2069 nt
Organism: Phragmites australis (common reed)
Lineage: Eukaryota; Viridiplantae; Streptophyta; Magnoliopsida; Poales; Poaceae
Product: NAD-capped RNA hydrolase DXO1-like
Exons: 14
Coding region: 96-1751 (551 amino acids)
Biological process (GO): nuclear-transcribed mRNA catabolic process; NAD-cap decapping
Cellular component (GO): nucleus; cytosol
Molecular function (GO): mRNA 5'-diphosphatase activity
Source: RefSeq, a predicted model, not a curated record
GUCAAAAUCCCACUACAGCCCUUCUCCGUUCCGCCCCAACCAGACUAGAAAGGAAGAGCCUUUCUGCCCCCGCCCCGGCCCCCGCAGCGCGCGGCAUGGACUUCUCGGAGCAGGACGUCGACGUCUUCGACGGGGACUACGACGUCCACGACGGCGGCGCCGAGGCCGAGGCCGACGGUGGCGGCGGUGACUCGUCAGGCUCCUCCUCCCCGUCCUCAUCCUCGUCGUCCUCCGCCGCCGCGUCCUCCUCUUCCUCCAGCGACGCCUCCAGCCGCAGCAGCGGCGGCAGCGAGGGCGAAGAGGGAGCCGACGAUGGGGACGGCGGCGAGUACGAUCCGCUCGACGUCGCGGCGACGAGGGGAGUCGGCGCCAGCGGGUACCGGGAUGAGGAGAGGGGGGAGGACGAGGAGGUAGAGGAAGAGAGGGAUUUGUUCGGCUCCGAUAACGAGGAGUACGUCAGGACCCCCGCGCGCAGCAACUACCUAGUCCCAGUGCUUCCUGCAAUUCGUAACACUAACAAUCAUUCUCGGGGAGGCUUCGGAGGACGAGGUGGCAGAGGUCCACCACUUCUUCCGAGGCCAGGAGGCCAUCCAGGGCGACACAACUUUGGCUAUGGGAGGUUCUCACAUGGAAAUGGGCGUAACAUUGAAGGUUUUGUUUCAGAAAUGAAGCUUAAUAAGAGUGAAGAAACAUUAUCUAGAAAGGCUGUUGCUUUUCAGGAGCCUUGUGAGAUUGCAUGCUUAAGCCGUGUUGAGGGCGGGGAUGUGCAUUUUAAUGAUCGCAGCUUGAGGUAUUUCAAACAUGAAAUUUGUGACUAUGUCGGUGCGGAUCUCAAUAAAGGAUUUGAAUCAUUUAUAGAGAAGAGAGAUUUGGGUUCUGAAGGAUUUGGCUAUCUUCUCGCAUGCAUAAGAAAUUCAAACAAACCUCUUCAGAAUAAUAUACAUUUUGUGACAUACCGCAACAAUCUCAACAAGAUAUUGGCCACUGCUUACCUAAGAGAACCAUGGAAGAUGGGUGUGCACAAAAGAGGCGGUGUCGUAUACCUUGAUGUUCAUAAGCUCCCUGAAAGACCAAAAAGUGAGGUGGAGCGCAGGAGAUGUUAUUGGGGUUAUUCUUUUGAAAACCUUGCCACUGAAAACGGCGAGGAUGGAAGAGGUAUUGAUGCAAAUGUAGAGUUCUGUUCUGUAAUAAAGACAAAACUUGGUGCACAUCGCAUUAUCAUGGGAGCUGAGAUGGACUGCUGUGAUAUAACCGUUGAUGGCAAGCGGUUCUACGUGGAGUUGAAAACAAGCAGAGAGCUGGAGUACCAUACGGUGGAAGCAUAUGAGAAAGAAAAGCUACUUAGGUUUUGGAUUCAAUCAUUCCUUGCUGGUGUUCCUUACGUUGUUGUGGGAUUCAGGAAUGAUGCUGGCAUACUUGUACGAACUGAAAGACUUAGAACCAAAGAUAUUACACAAAAGGUGAAGGCAAAGAACUACUGGCAGGGUGGCGUCUGCCUGGCCUUUGCUGAUGAGGUCUUAUGCUGGCUGUAUGGGACUGUCAGAGAGAAUGAAGACUACGUUCUACAAUUUGUACAUCCAUUUAAUCGCUUGGAACUUCUACGCGUUCAGUCUCCCUGCCCUGAAGCCAUAACAUUGCAUGUGCAGCAGCUCUCAGCGGUGCUGUGUCUUAGAAUGGUUGAACUCGCAACUUGCUUUACUCCAAUUACGAAGUGGGAUGAGCUGAUGCAUCAAGAACUGACGACAUCCUGACAUCCUGUGAUAUGUAGUCGAUCACUGGGAGCGGCUACAUCCAUGGUUUACUCUGAGUGACCAAAGAAAUUUUGAACCAAUCAAACAUCGUACUUCGAUGGUAAUAUUAUUUUAUAAAUUAAACAAAUGAAGAGCUAUAGUGCUACGCUACUAGUUCCUGCCACCAACUAUGUGACAUCUGUAUCAAUGACGGUGCGAAUGUUGAAUAUCCAAAUUGUUAUAGUCCUGUGAAGUUAUGUAAACAGAAAUUUUCAUAUGUUAGAGAUUUCAAAUAAUAAAUCACAAAUGAGUGAAUGAUGAUUGGAAUGGUGCGUGGCU